Cynoglossus semilaevis (tongue sole) is the source of this 2226-nucleotide messenger RNA. RefSeq names its product ATPase family AAA domain containing 1b (gene atad1b). Lineage: Eukaryota; Metazoa; Chordata; Actinopteri; Pleuronectiformes; Cynoglossidae. The record is from RefSeq and is a predicted model, not a curated record. Gene Ontology annotation, biological process: extraction of mislocalized protein from mitochondrial outer membrane. Gene Ontology annotation, molecular function: ATP binding; ATP hydrolysis activity. The coding region runs from base 263 to 1366 and encodes 367 amino acids. The transcript is spliced from 12 exons. Gene Ontology annotation, cellular component: mitochondrial outer membrane.
UGGUGGACCUCCGGGUCUCGCUUCAGACGUCGGUUGGUUCUAAUCGAAGUGUUCCCGGCUGCUGUGGGCUGCAAGACGCCGUGAUUGGACGCAGACAGGCGGCGAGAAAAAUCUCUCCAAGCGGCGUUAGAGCGCAGGAAGAGCCGGAAGAAGUUCGAUACCACCAACACAACAGGGGGCAGCAGUGAGUUUCAGGGCUUAGGAGAAGAAGAGACCCGGAAGUGCAGCAGUUUGACGUGACCGCAACAGCAGUUGGCUGAUCAUGGUGCUAAAGGAACUUCCUGUUGAGAAUGUGGCCCGCCCUCUGGGCAGAAACGAGGUCAUCGGCCUCCUCUUUCGUCUCACUAUCUUUGGCGCCGUCACCUAUUUCACCAUCAAGUGGAUGGUGGACGCCAUUGACCCCACCAGGAAGCAGAAGGUGGAGGCCCAGAAGCAGGCAGAGAAGCUGAUGCGUCAGAUUGGCGUGAAGAACGUGAAACUCUCCGAGUAUGAGAUGAGUAUCGCUGCUCACCUGGUGGAUCCCCUCAGUAUGCAGAUCACCUGGAGGGACAUCGCAGGUCAGGAUGAGGUCAUCACUGAGCUGAAGGAGACGGUGAUUCUACCUGUUCAGAAAAGGCACCUGUUCCAGGGCUCCAGACUCUUGCAGCCACCCAAAGGCGUUCUGCUGUAUGGACCCCCCGGCUGUGGUAAAACCCUAAUCGCCAAGGCGACUGCCAAGGAGGCGGGCUUUCGUUUCAUCAACUUGCAGCCGAGCACGUUGACGGACAAGUGGUACGGCGAAUCCCAGAAGCUGGCCGCCGCCGUCUUCACGUUGGCUGUCAAACUGCAGCCGUCAAUCAUCUUCAUCGACGAGAUAGACUCCUUCCUCAGGAACCGCUCCAGCUCGGACCACGAGGCCACGGCCAUGAUGAAGGCCCAGUUCAUGAGUCUGUGGGAUGGACUGGACACAGACUAUCACUGUCAGGUGAUCAUCAUGGGAGCCACCAACCGACCUCAGGACCUGGACUCUGCCAUCCUGAGGAGGAUGCCCACCAGGUUUCACAUCAACCAGCCGAGUGUACGGCAGAGGGAGCAGAUCUUACGGCUGAUUCUUGAGAACGAGAGCGUGGACCCCUCACUCGACCUCCUGGAAAUCGCCAAGGAAACAGAUGGUUUCUCCGGCAGUGACCUCAGAGAGAUGUGUCGUGAUGCCGCGCUGCUGUGUGUGCGAGAUUUUGUUCACACUCAGGAUGACAGUGUCUCUGAUGAUGAUGAUGUCAUCCGUCCCAUCCAUCAGUCGGACCUGCAGAGAUCCAUUGGUAAGAUGAAGAAAAGUAAGUCCGCCGGUGGACAGAGCACCGGCCUGCUGCACACUGGUCUGGACUGAUCACAUGAUCCCAGAAGCUGAAAUGCAUUAUGGGUCUCUUCUUCUGCCUCAUCUGUGAUGCAAAAAAACCCAAAAAACUUCCCAAAAGUUGGCGUGAGAAUCGACCGUCAAAGUCGUAUUAUAUUGAACGUCUCCACACAGAUGUUCCGAGUUCUUGUUUCUAACACAUACUGCUGGUUACCAUUCUUUUUGCAACAUUUGCCAAGCCCUGCUAGCCACCUUUAGCGUUGAGCAUUCGGCCCCACUUGUUUUUUCUUGUCAUGUCAAAUUUAUUUUAUGGCAGUCGUUUAUGAUCACAUCAAGUGCCUCAUGAUCACGGGCACUAGCAUGUUACAUUCUUGUUAGCACAAGUGCUAACACUAGAAGAUUAUGUCAGGGUUGUGUUGCCCCUUGUCUGCAUUUUUGACGGCCCGAUUGAACAACUCUCGUCGUUGUUUUGCGGAGCUCCGUUUGUCGCACUCACAUUUUUUUAAAUGCUGAAAAUGACAGCAGAGUUAUCGGACUCUGCUUUUCUUUGGUGGUUUGUGUCUUUGUCGGAGUAAAUCUGACAGUGGCUGACAACACUGGGCUUGCUCGCCCUCAUUGGCCUCACUUGCCUGAGUCAUCAAGCUACGCCCAUCGUAGAGCAAUAAUUGGCUGUAGUCACCUGAGGCCCUCAAGUAACGGUCACUUCCUGUUUGUCUUCAUGUUGUUAAAGUGAAGCGACAUAAUGACAAAGUGACUGUUUUCAUGUUGGUAUUUAAUUGAAUUGUCAUCACCUCCUCUGUUAGUCAAUGGUGUUUUGUCUUGUAUUUAUUUCUUCUUGUUACAUACAACAAGUAAGAUGAAAAACAUUAAAACCUGAGUUAAAAUGUUGAUUU